Euleptes europaea (tarantolino) is the source of this 893-nucleotide messenger RNA. It is a transcript of the gene TYW3, whose product is annotated as tRNA-yW synthesizing protein 3 homolog. Gene Ontology annotation, cellular component: cytoplasm. The transcript is spliced from 6 exons. Gene Ontology annotation, biological process: tRNA methylation. Gene Ontology annotation, molecular function: tRNA methyltransferase activity. The coding region runs from base 4 to 798 and encodes 264 amino acids. Lineage: Eukaryota; Metazoa; Chordata; Lepidosauria; Squamata; Sphaerodactylidae. The record is from RefSeq and is a predicted model, not a curated record.
CCCAUGGCUGACUUCAAGCGCUGGAAAGAGCAGCGGCUGUCACGUGCGGACGGGAGCCGGAAGGGCAGCGUGGACGAGCCGAUCGCGGGGAUCGUGCAGCUCCUGAAUGACCAGGACAGCUUUUGCACCACCAGCUCCUGCUCGGGCCGCGUGGUGGUGCUGGAGCCGCCUCCUCUGCCUGCCCCCGCCGAGCCUACCACUGGUUUUGAGAUCCAGAAACGAAACUGUAUCUGGCUAAUGGUGACCCAUCAAAUAUGUACAGUGGAAGAUGUGCUUACAGCCUUGCAGAAAGCUACCGAUGAUGCCAUAUUCAAAUUUGAACCAUUUGUACUUCACGUGCAGUGUCAAGAGCUACAAGAUGCCCAACUCCUGCACACGGUGGCUAUAGAAGCUGGUUUCAGGAACUCCGGGAUAACAGUUGGUCGAAAAGGAAAAAUUAUGAUGGCUGUCCGCAGUACCCAUUGCUUAGAAGUUCCACUAAGCCAGAAGGGAAAAUUGAUGGUCAAUGAAGAAUAUGUUGACUUUGUGGUUCAAGUGGCUAAUCAGAAGAUGGAAGAAAACAGGAGGAGAAUUGACAGAUUUUACAGUUGUCUACAGUUUGCUUUGGAAAACAGGGACCAUAUCAGUAGCUUGCCUGUCAAAGAGCAAGAACAGAAUACUACAGGACAGAAUAAUACAGUGGACUCUUAUAGAAGUAGAAAAAAAUCAAAAGGGACCCAAAAAGUUACUUCUGCAUGGAAAAAUAAAGGGCCGGAAAGUGAAGAUGACACAGAAGGCAAUCUUCAUUUUUUUCACUGAAUUGUGCUGAAAAUGGGUUUUUGUAAAGUAGAUGUAGCUGUACUGUAUUUGUAUAAGGCUGAGAUCCUAUAGGCCCACAAAUGGAGUGAAUUUAG